CAGCCCACAGCCACCCUCCCACGCGGAGUCCCAAUCCCAACCCAAAGAACUGAAAACCCUAGCCGGCGGCGGCGGCGGCGGCGUAGCAGCAGAGGCUCCGGAGCAGAAAGAGGAGGUUCCAGCGGGAUCCCCAGCAGCAGAGCCGACACAGGCCCGGGGCGUGCGACCGGAGGCGAGGGAGAUGACGCAGAAGCAGACCCUGUUCAAGGGGCAGAGCAAGAAGAAGACCGUCCCUCCCAACCGCCACGGCAAGGCGCCCCACGUUCGCAAAGGGAAGAGGGUCGUGAAGCCGACCAAGUUCACAAAGGACAUGGACGCCGACAAGGAACUCACCAAGUUCAUCAACCAGUGCAACGAAAUAAAGGCUGCUAAUCUUGCUAGCAAAGAAGGCGGAGACCUCAACAUAGUGAAGGCGGACGGUGAUCAAUCUAAAUCAAAGAAGUAGGAAGCAAGAAGGUGAUAAAAAACUGAAGAUGAUUGGGUGCAGUGUGAUCUGUGGUAAUGCCAUGCAUGCUGGGUUCUUGAAGAAAUUUAGUGCCAUGUGGCUGGGUAGAUGGGCAUGUUUAUUACAAAGCUUUGUUCUGUGGUGUAACUUGCAACAUGGCAUACCAGUUUUGUUCUUUAGCAGACUUUAAAUUAUGUUGAAAAUGUUGGUAUGUAAUUAUCCGAUCCGUUGCAACAUACUCUUUUUUUUUUUGGGCCGUGGGUCAAUGCGAGCGCCGUUGCAGGCUGUCAGUGUAAAA
Molecule: messenger RNA, 743 nt
Organism: Panicum virgatum (switchgrass)
Lineage: Eukaryota; Viridiplantae; Streptophyta; Magnoliopsida; Poales; Poaceae
Exons: 3
Coding region: 182-445 (87 amino acids)
Source: RefSeq, a predicted model, not a curated record